Messenger RNA from Penicillium nucicola, 1341 nucleotides. RefSeq lists its product as uncharacterized. The record is from RefSeq and is a predicted model, not a curated record. The coding region runs from base 1 to 1341 and encodes 446 amino acids. NCBI's taxonomy places the organism in Eukaryota, Fungi, Ascomycota, Eurotiomycetes, Eurotiales, Aspergillaceae. The transcript has a single exon.
AUGGACGAAGCAGCCUCGAGUUUCCGCGAACAGUGGGUGAAUCCAUCCGAUUUAUUCUCCAUCCUGUUAAUUAUCGGCGGGGAUGUCAUUCGCCUCGCUUUGGCAGCCGUAACCGGCGGCCAUAUUGCUCCCGUCACCUUUUCCUUUGGAUGGGUGUCAUAUGCUAUUUCAGCGUUACUCACUGUCCUAAGUGAGGAUCGACUGAUGCCUCCGUGCCCGGACUCUUCGCUCCGGGUAAUCAAUCUAGGGUCGGGGUAUACACGGUUCAACCGGUCCUGGACUUUAGGGCGGGUGUUUCAAAAUUACGAAUUUUGGAUGCCUGUAGAAGUCAAAGAAAGACUGCAAAGCCACCCGGUCUUAUAUAAGGACGAGGAAGCUUGCGUCGCGGACACAGAUAUGCCAAAGAAGGCCACGGCAACGACAGAAAUACCCUUCAAUUCUCGCAAAUUCGUGAGCCCCCACCAGGCGCGCCUUUGUGUUGGUGUUUACGAGUGGGCACUGAAUGGAAACCAUCGUGUGGCAAAACCUCAUGCCGAUUGGGUUUAUUGGCUGGGAAUUGCCGUGACAGUGGUUCAGCUCGGCGUCAGUGCGAUACCGUUUGGCCUGUACCGAGACUGGAGCAUCUUUUUGGUUACGGUGGCCGGUACAAUUCUGGCAUACGCAUCUGGCGCGCUGCCGCAAUGGCGGAAAGAGAAAUGGGCAUGUCGAACCUUGGAAAAGCGCAAAGACAUUGCGUUGACACUUGGCAAUGGCACGCAGCAUGUGAUUGUCGUGCUAGGAGCGAACGGUGGAUUGGAUUUGGAAGACAUGGCUGGGGGUCAGUUGUCCCACGAUGAGAAUGAAGGGUGGACUCGUAGAGGUCGACUGAUGCAAUUGAUGAGUCCCGGCAAUACUACACGCCUGAUGACGUUCCUGCUAGCGGUGCUUUGGCUUCUACUUCUCCUCAGCAGCACGGGAAUCAAACAGCAUUCAUGGUAUCUACUUGCCGUGGGAGGGAUUGGCAUGUUGCAAAAUCUCAUCACAGCUGGGGCGCCACGUAAACCGGCAAUGUUAGGGGUACCGCUUCAACUGGCCAUGCGUUUGGAUACGAGAAACGAGGCAAACGCGACGCCAAUGGUUUUCGCCGAAUUCAAGGUCAUGCAUACCCUGAUGAAGCUCGAGUUAGAAAUAAAGGGGGCUGGGCGAGCUCUACUACCAGAGUAUUUCCCUGGGGGUGGUUCCCUCCAGUCGUGGGAAGAAGAAUGGUGGUCCAGCGAUAAGCCGGAGACCCGACGAAAGUUACUUCAGACCGCGCAAGGGAAAGAAUUUGAUAAACAGAUGCGCAGCACGCAGUCUCACUGA